Lucilia cuprina (Australian sheep blowfly) is the source of this 2213-nucleotide messenger RNA. It is a transcript of the gene nab, whose product is annotated as NGFI-A-binding protein homolog. Gene Ontology annotation, biological process: negative regulation of DNA-templated transcription. The transcript is spliced from 6 exons. Gene Ontology annotation, molecular function: transcription coregulator activity; transcription factor binding. Gene Ontology annotation, cellular component: nucleus. NCBI's taxonomy places the organism in Eukaryota, Metazoa, Arthropoda, Insecta, Diptera, Calliphoridae. The coding region runs from base 1 to 1866 and encodes 621 amino acids. The record is from RefSeq and is a predicted model, not a curated record.
AUGGAAUCUGUUACCGGAAAUUCACAAAAUUCAACUACAGCCGCCACCACAUCCGCCUCUUCCACUUCAUCAGCGUCCAUUUCUACAACAUCUUUAAGCUCUGCCUUAUCCCUCACCACAACUGCCUCUCUGACACAAAGCUCAACGGCGGCUUGUUCUACUGUCAGUGCUUCGCCGGCUUCCAUAAGUAGCACUAGCAAUUUGACCUCUACAGGAAAUCUAACUUCUGUCACAUCUGCCGCCUUAGUUGCCGCUGCUGCUGCUGCUGCUGCUGCUCAUCAUCAUCAACAACAACAACAGCCUCCACAUCAUACAUCUUUAUUGCAAAUUUUACCCCUAGAUACUGGCAAUAAACAAGAUGACAGCAAUAAUCUGUCUUUAGCCAGUGGCUUAUCUGAAGGUCAACGUUCUUUGUCAGCCGCACCGUCGGCAUCUUCAAGUCCCAUUUUAAGUCCUCCGGGUAAAUUAUAUGGACGAAAUGCCAAUGGAACAAUGGUGGCUACUUCCCGUCCUGGCAAUGAAGCUGAGAUACAAUUAUAUCGUGUUUUACAAAAAGCCAGUUUAUUGGCUUAUUAUGAUACUUUGUUGGAAAUGGGUGGUGAUGAUGUACAGCAAUUGUAUGAAGCUGGCGAAGAAGAGUUUUUAGAAAUCAUGGCCUUGGUAGGCAUGGCUUCGAAACCUUUGCAUGUCAGACGUUUACAAAAAGCUUUACAUGAAUGGGCCUUAAACCCCUCACAAUUUCAACAGGGUCUUUCUAGUUCUUCUGCUCAAUUUGACACACCCGCUAAACCGCCCACCAUGUUUAAUUUGGAAGCCCCUUUAACUGCUAGUGCAGUGCGUGCCAAAUUCCCUGCUUUUAAUGCGACAGCCCCUUUUAAUCCCACUCCCUUAAUUAAUACUCACACCCCUGUUUCUUCGGCUCAUUUGUUAACACAAAUUUGCUCUCUACCCUCUCUGCCUGCUCAUAAUCCCUCCACCCAUAUUCUACCACCCACUACACAUAUAAACAAUCCCGAAAGACCUCUAGCCAUAGCUGCUAAUCCCACUUUAACCGUUGUCUCCAAUACUGCCCAUCAGGUAACCUCUAGCUCUCCUCAAUUGACUCCUGUCUUAAGUGAAAUGCAAGUAGCUCGCAUUACUUUGGGAGCUGAAAAAAUAGCCGCUCAAUUGCCACGUCGUGAGCCAAGAGCCCAUACCUCAAAGAAACGCACUAGCCGUGAGCUGGAACAAGUAAUUGCUAUGAAUGAAAAUGAUCCUCGUCGUAUGGAUGAAAUUCGUAAGUAUUCCGCCAUUUAUGGUCGUUUCGAUUGCAAGCGUCGUCCCGAAAAACCCUUGACUUUGCAUGAGGUCUGUGUCAAUGAGGCUGCUGCUCAAUUGUGUCGUCUAGUCCCCGCUCUCCUAACACGACGUGAUGAACUUUUCCCCUUGGCUAGACAAAUCGUUAAAGAUGCUGGUUUUGGUCAUUCGGCCACUAUAGCCCGUUAUGGUAAUUUACUUUCACAAAUGUCUCAGGCUCAAACUUCAACUCCGCAAACUCGCUCGGUAACCGCCAUGUUGGAUUGUGAGUCGAGUGAUACAAAUAUGACACCGUCCAAGAGACAACGUUUAUCUUCAUCGGAUGCUUCUUUGAAUAAUUCCGACAGUAAUCGGGAUUCCUUGGAAGAUCCACGUUAUAAUCUAUUUGCCAUGUAUCAGAAAUUUGCGGCAAAACCACCUUUUGAUUUGGCGGAUAUAGCAAAGUUUACAUUAAACAAACCCUCGGAAAUAGAGGAACAAGAUCAAGAAUCUAGAUUUUCCUUUAGCAAUUCCAGUUCUCCUUCAAUACCAGUGAAACACUGGACCAGAAGAGCAGGAGGAGGUUCCUAAUACUUCCACUCAGUUGGAUAAAUCAUUUGUUAAAUCGGAUAGUACUACUAAUAACUCUUUGGAUUUAUCUUCCAAUUCACAGAGUCCUUUAGUUGCGGAAUCUUCUACUCCCUCCAAGUCUUUACCUUUAUCGGGUGAUGUUCAAGUUAUAUCAGCUUCGGGUAAUCAUAUUAUAGCUGUUGCCAAUCCUGCCUUGGUUAUGAGUCCCACCCUUAAUGAGGGUCUAACAUUAAAGAGGGAGAAUCAUACACCCGAAUUGUAGUAUUUAAGAAAACUGGCAUUGUAGUUGUUUGUUUAGAAAACAUAAAUUAUUUAUUUGAUAAAAAGUGCAAUACUCAAAAAAAAAA